Cynoglossus semilaevis (tongue sole) is the source of this 2973-nucleotide messenger RNA. It is a transcript of the gene slc6a8, whose product is annotated as solute carrier family 6 member 8. The transcript is spliced from 13 exons. Gene Ontology annotation, cellular component: plasma membrane. Lineage: Eukaryota; Metazoa; Chordata; Actinopteri; Pleuronectiformes; Cynoglossidae. Gene Ontology annotation, biological process: nitrogen compound transport; sodium ion transmembrane transport; amino acid transport. Bases 1065 to 2930 code for a protein of 621 amino acids. The record is from RefSeq and is a predicted model, not a curated record. Gene Ontology annotation, molecular function: gamma-aminobutyric acid:sodium:chloride symporter activity.
AGAAAUACGAGUUGGAUUAAGAAAUGGGGGGGGGCGGUCGAGGAAAAGAUGAGCAGGUGGAGAGAGAACAGGUGGGCGGGGCCAUGUGGCGUCACAACCGAAAGCUUCUCCUUUUAAAGCUGCGACUCCCGUGACGCGCGAACGCGCUUUAAAAAUACCUGCAGCGACGCUAACGGGACAGACGCGUUCACGGAGCUGCGGUUCUUUGCUGUCGAGCCUUCUACAGCGUCGCUGCUGCCUGGACCUUCUGUCCUCUUCACACUGAACUGGACUGUCCCCUGUCCUCCUUUGUCCUUCUCUGUCCUCCGCCUCGGUCUUCCAACGUCUCUCUCUCUCGCUCGCUGUUCUCAUGCGAUUCUUCAGACUCUCAUUCAAGUGCUUUGUGGAUGGUUUUUGAAGGUCGCUAUAAGAGGAAAAAAAAAAACUGAGGCGUUUUUAUUUUACAAAAUUAUUCUUUAUAAUUUUUCCUCUCAACAAAGCAGUUUGUUUUCUUAUUCAUUUUCGUUGAGAACCGGCUCAGAGCCAGGACCGUUCCUCACGUGAUUCAUCUUCAGUGAAGCAGAGGACAGCGGACGGACGAAAAGGACCGGACCCACCACUCGACUACGGUCGGCCAGGCUGGUGCUGGUGCGGGUCUGUGGACAGUUUGCCCAGAUUGUUCAGUGAACCGAUUCUGGGUAUUUUUGCAGGUUGUUUAGACGUAUUCGUGGACGUAUUUUUGGUGUGUUUUCCGAAGGUGUUCCGAGAUUUAUUUCAGUUCCUAGACUGUUGUGUAGAUUAAAUUGUGAAUUGGUGGGAUUUCUGUCCCUUCCUGGGUUGAGAGAGUGAUAUUUGGUCUGCUGCAGUUUCUGACUGAAGUUUUGAAAAGGUUCAUGGACUGAUUUGACAUCCAGGGGCUGGUUGACAGACUAAUCUGUGGAGUGCUGUGGUUUUUGACCCGCUUUAAAUUAAUUCUAAUUCGAAGACUGAUUUCAACUAUUCUCUAAUUCAGACCUAGUCUUCCAACUGGUGUAGGAAGUGAUUUUUGCACUUGCACUUUUACUUUUUUUUCCCCCCUGGGCCUGAUGGAGUACCACAGCAACUCCAACUCCUCACUGACACACCUGGAGGAGACCAAGAAGAAGCCCCUUACGUUGUCGAAUGGGGGCGAAUACCUUCCUGAAUCGGCAUCUAACGGCAACACACCAAUAAUGGUAGUGGUGACGACAGAGCCCGGUUCUGGUUCGGACAAAAAGGGAAUUGUACCAAAUGGUGCAGGGCCAGGAUACCCAGAGCGGGAGACAUGGACCCGUCAAAUGGACUUCAUCAUGUCGUGCAUCGGCUUCGCUGUUGGUCUAGGAAACGUGUGGAGGUUCCCCUACCUGUGCUACAAGAAUGGAGGAGGUGUCUUCCUGAUUCCGUACCUGCUGAUCGUCUUUGCUGGAGGAAUCCCUAUCUUCUUCCUGGAGAUCGCUUUGGGACAGUUCAUGAAGGCUGGAAGCAUCAACGUCUGGAACAUUGCCCCACUCUUUAAAGGUCUGGGUUACGCCUCCAUGGUCAUUGUGUUCUUCUGUAACACCUACUACAUCAUGGUCCUGGCCUGGGGUCUUUACUACCUUAUUAAAUCCUUUAACCCCAUCCUCCCAUGGUCCACCUGUGAUAACGAAUGGAACACGCCCAACUGCAUUGAGAGCUUCCAUCCUGAAGACUGUAAAAACGGCAGCCUUGCUAAUGUCACCAUAUCAGGCAACAUGACCUGCGCAGAGCUGGCCAAGGCUCAAUCACCAAUCGUUGAAUUCUGGGAGAACAAGGUCCUAAGCAUCACCUCAGGUCUGGAUGAACCUGGGCACAUAAAGUGGGAGAUGUUAUUGUGUUUAAUCGCUGUCUGGCUGUUGGUUUAUUUCUGUGUGUGGAAAGGAGUCAAAUCCACCGGGAAGAUCGUCUAUUUCACGGCCAUCUUUCCCUCCUUGGUUUUGAUCAUCCUCCUGGUGCGAGGUGUCACUCUUCCUGGAGCCUAUGAUGGUAUAAUGUACUACAUCAGCCCUGAUUGGUCCAAACUGGGCGAGGCUCAGGUGUGGAUCGAUGCGGGAACACAGAUUUUCUUCUCCUACGCCAUCGGCCUUGGCGCUCUGACGGCUCUGGGCAGCUACAACCGCUUCAACAACGACUGUCACAAGGAUGCAUUUAUUCUUGCUGCAAUAAACAGUGGAACCAGUUUCUUUGCUGGUUUUGUCGUCUUUUCCAUUCUGGGCUUCAUGGCUGCCGAGCAGGGAGUGGACAUUUCCCUGGUGGCUGAGUCAGGUCCAGGUCUGGCUUUCAUAGCGUAUCCAAAGGCGGUCACUCUGUUGCCCGUGUCGCCACUGUGGGCGGCUCUCUUCUUCUUCAUGCUGCUGCUGCUGGGCCUCGACAGUCAGUUUGUGGGUGUUGAAGGAUUUGUCACCGGAAUUCUGGACCUGUUUCCAGGGAAAUACCAGCACCGUUACAAGCGUGAAAUUGCCGUGGCAAUCUGCUGCUCCUUGUGCUGUAUCAUUGAUCUCUCCAUGGUGACAGAGGGAGGGAUGUACGUCUUCCAACUGUUCGAUUACUACUCGGCCAGUGGAAUGACUCUGCUGUGGCAGGCGUUUUGGGAAUGUGUGGUGGUGGCUUGGGUCUAUGGUGCCGACCGCUUCAUGGACGACAUCGCCCGUAUGAUUGGUUAUCGUCCCUUUUUCUGGAUCAAGUGGUGCUGGCUGUUUGUGACCCCGUGUGUGUGUAUGGGCAUCUUUUUGUUUCACCUGAUCAACUACAAACCCCUGACCUAUAACAAUGAAUACGUGUACCCGUGGUGGGGCGAGGUGAUUGGCUGGUGCCUGGCUCUGUCCUCCAUGCUCUGCAUCCCGGUCAGUUUCCUCUACAGACUCUGCAGGGCGAAGGGAACCUUCAAAGAGGUCAGAGAUGCCAAAAACAACUAAUCAAACAUCUGAUGUCAUUUGCAUGUCACACGUCUUCCCAGGU